AUGGAUCUAACCCACAGACUGUUCUCGCUAAGGCCAAUAAAUUCGGCAGCCUUUCAAGUUCUAAACCAUCCCCGCAAUGCAGAUCUCGUAUCUGAGUUCAUGUUGGAAGACGCUCUUGAUAUCGGUCAUUUCGAGUCUAAUGCGACACUCAAGAAUGCAUGUUGCAUCGCCACGCUCAGUCCCGAUCCCAAUGCGGACAUUGUUGUUCCGGGAGAUGGGAAGACCGUCUCUAACCUCCAGUACGAGUUUUUGAUCCUGGAUGACACUCGUAUCGAGUUUGUAGACAAGUCGAGUCUUGUCUCAUGCCCAGUGCGGGGAGGCGAGAACGGUGAUGAAAACUUUCUGUUGACAUACAGCAACGACCAGCUUUGCAAAAUCGAGUUCAAAAUUGACCAAUCGAACUGGGCCGAGUUUGACAUCAUCUGGAGAUUGCGAUUUGGGACCAGCCUCCCUUCGGCCCUCGAGGCCCGGCGCAAUGCAGUGCUGCCGCGGCGGAAGCGACGUACGAUGGCCGAUACCCAAGUGUUGCCCGCCACUAACCCCAAGCCAGAGAGGCAGCAAUUGCCUCGGUAUGCGGCAAACACCAGAGCUACCGUUGUCGCAAGAUUUGAGUAUCAUCCUUGUCCUCUAGGGCACGGUACUUUUGGAACCGUUCACAGAGUUAGGGACCUAAAACGCAAUAGGCUCUAUGCGGUCAAAGUACAGCGCAAUUCAGACUUGGUGAAUUCAGAGUUGGUGAAGCGUGAGAUUAAGAUAUUGCAGAGCUUAAAGGGUGACAAUACGAACAUUGUCCAGUAUCAUGGACACUUAAUGUACCAAGAAACAGGUCCCGUGCACAUAUUCAUGGAUCUCAUGGAAGGCAGUCUACAUGACAUGGUCGCGCAAAAACGGCGUCCUGUGCAGCUUGACGAUGACGGCCUCGCGAGAAAAAUGUAUCAUCAUGUCCUGCAGGGUCUUGAUCAUAUCCAUUCGAAAGGUUUCAUCCAUCGUGAUUUGAAGCCCGCCAAUAUUCUUUGGACUCUCAGGGAAGGCGAGCUGUCUUUUUGCAUUGCAGAUUUCGGGGUGAGCGUCGAACAGAGUCUGGCGAAAAGCGCUGUUGGUACUAUCGAGUUUUUUGCACCGGAAUAUAAAUUCCACUGCCCACAGACGACUGCCAUAGAUCUCUGGUCUCUGUUCAUCACGUAUCUUUGGACAACCAACCUCGAGAAUUUCCGAAACCAGAACUUGAAAGGUUAUGAUGACCUUCUUCUAUGGAUCGCCUCACUCGCUAGGCGAAGAUGGAAUGAUUUGGCUGCCGUGCAGGAAUUAAUUGUACUCGAUCCAAAGGACCGCGCCACGGCGUCGCAGAUGCUCAAGCACAAAUUUAAGGGAGACGGUUUAAAAAUCGAGGACAGAAAUGUCCCGGACCUUCCGACGGUGAUGGCUCCAGAAAUCAAGAAUCCGAGAACAGGGGUCAAAUGGCUGCACCAGCUUGUCCGUCCGAGUGGCAUGCCGGCCCAGGAGCCCAUUCAUGAGAUGGCCCCGGGCAAUCAUAUUUUUACCAGACUCGUUUUAUGGUCACUCAACAAGGAGAACAAUGUUCAAGUUUUCAAUCAACAUAAACAAUCCGGGGGUGGGGGUAGGAUUACAGUCGUACUGAUAGGAAAAGCCUUCAAGGACUGUCCCAAAAGUCCCGUUACCGGACGGCCCCGGGUCACGAAGCAGAAGGCCGCAGCAGUAAAGCGCCUUGUCAUAAGAGAGGCCAUUGUACGUGGUGCCAGCUGCCAAGCGAAAGUUCAGCCUGCCGCUGCCGCUGGAGCUUUGAUUGGGCGGACGCCUGGGUUGUUGCAGAGUUAG
Molecule: messenger RNA, 1836 nt
Organism: Beauveria bassiana ARSEF 2860
Lineage: Eukaryota; Fungi; Ascomycota; Sordariomycetes; Hypocreales; Cordycipitaceae
Product: CAMK kinase
Exons: 2
Coding region: 1-1836 (611 amino acids)
Biological process (GO): protein phosphorylation
Molecular function (GO): protein kinase activity; ATP binding
Source: RefSeq, a predicted model, not a curated record